GGGGAGCAACCUCUGUUGUAUACAGAUGCAGGCAAAAAGGAACCCAAAAGCCUUAUGCUGUCAAAAUGUUGAAGAAAACUGUAGACAAGAAAAUAGUACGAACAGAAAUCGGUGUACUGUUACGCCUUUCACAUCCAAAUAUUAUCAAAUUGAAGGAGAUUUUUGAAACCCCUACAGAAAUCAGUCUUGUUCUUGAACUGGUGACAGGAGGAGAACUGUUUGACAGGAUUGUGGAAAAGGGAUAUUACAGCGAGCGAGAUGCUGCUGAUGCUGUGAAACAGAUUUUAGAAGCUGUUGCAUAUUUGCAUGAAAAUGGCAUUGUUCACCGAGAUCUCAAGCCAGAAAAUCUCCUCUAUGCUACUCCAGCACCAGAUGCUCCUUUGAAAAUUGCUGACUUCGGGCUGUCAAAAAUUGUGGAUGAUCAAGUGACAAUGAAGACUGUGUGUGGGACUCCAGGAUAUUGUGCUCCAGAAAUUCUGAGAGGAUGUGCUUAUGGACCUGAGGUGGACAUGUGGUCUGUGGGUAUAAUUACCUAUAUACUGCUGUGUGGUUUUGAACCUUUCUAUGAUGAACGUGGGGACCAGUACAUGUUCAAGAGAAUUCUAAACUGUGAUUAUGACUUUGUCUCCCCCUGGUGGGACGAUGUAUCUCUGAAUGCCAAGGACUUGGUGAAAAAGUUGAUUGUGUUUGACCCAAAGAAGCGUCUCACCACUCACCAAGCAUUGCAGCACCCCUGGGUCACAGGAAAAGCUGCAAACUUUGCUCACAUGGACAAUGCACAAAAGAAACUGCAGGAGUUUAAUGCAAGACGCAAACUGAAGGCAGCCGUUAAAGCUGUAGUAGCUUCAACUCGUUUAGGAAGUGCAGGCAGCCACAGCAGCCACGACAGCAAUAAGGCAAGCCGAAACCCAUCACCCGUUCAAGAGAGCGGCCAUGAAGAAAGGACAACAACAGAAUCCAAACAGGAGGAAGAAGGAGCCUCUUGA
Messenger RNA from Staurois parvus, 986 nucleotides. The record is from the annotation of a GenBank genome assembly. Lineage: Eukaryota; Metazoa; Chordata; Amphibia; Anura; Ranidae.